GCAACCGACAGAAAAUAUGGCAGGCGACGACGGGGAGCACACAAGAUUCCCGUGCCUUGGAUGGGUGCGCACAUCGGUUGCCAUCGUGGUUACCGUGCUCGUCCUUGUGCUGGUGGUGAUGGCGAUCACCGAUGUGGGUCGCCCUGAGAAGAUCAGCCUCUCGAGCUACGGCUAUGUCCAGACACAGCAGCGGUGGUGGAAUGACAGUAUGACGACGACGACGGGCAGGACGACGACCACGAAGUCACGACGGCUUCCAGCAGAAGGUCCAGAACCAGAACUAAUGCCAGCGACGUUGUUGACGAUUUUGGUCAUUGUGUUCGCCUACAACCCCAGCGGCCGCGGCAGCAUCCUCUGCAACAUCACCACGAUCAGCAUCAUCGACAUGCCAUAUGAUGACUUCACGGGGAUGGUUGAGGUCCACAGAGUGUACUCCCCAAAGAUGCCUUUAAAAUUCUCCGUUCCUCCGCAGACCUGGCACAGAGAUAGGAGGUCAGUGAACAUCACCGAGAAGAACGACAACGGCGUGCUGUCGUAUCUCUUCGCAGAGCACCGACAGCAGGAGAAAUUCCGCGUAAUGGUGCAGGUGAACACCACCUACAAGGCACAGCAUUCGGCGGCGAGCGUCAACGUCAGCCACUAUUGCUGGCCGGUGUUCUUCGUCUACCUCUCUCCGUACGUCGACGGCGACCAGAUCCCAUGCAAGACGAGCCAAGAGAUGGGUUACUCGUUCUCUUGGCAGCCGCUACCGGACGGCGCUGACGGGUGAUACGUACUGAUUAAUUGCUUCCCUCUGCGGUGUGUGCUCAGGAUUGCGUCAUCUUUUAUUUAGUUUUCCUGCUGUUCGUGGAGAUCGCUUGUUCGCCUCCCCUUUCUUUUUCGGGAUUGUUUGCCUGCUUUCAACUUCUCCGUGCGCCUUUUGGCCACCUUGUUCCAACAGUAUACAUCGGUAAUUAAAUUUGUAUCCAAGAACAAUUUAUUACUACUGUAAGUCUGCAGGGUGCACCCCGCGUGGUGUUGUAAUCAGGGAAUUUAAAUUUCGCUUCUGGAUUC
Messenger RNA from Aegilops tauschii subsp. strangulata, 1053 nucleotides. RefSeq lists its product as uncharacterized. Lineage: Eukaryota; Viridiplantae; Streptophyta; Magnoliopsida; Poales; Poaceae. The record is from RefSeq and is a predicted model, not a curated record.